Molecule: messenger RNA, 1931 nt
Organism: Melopsittacus undulatus (budgerigar)
Lineage: Eukaryota; Metazoa; Chordata; Aves; Psittaciformes; Psittaculidae
Gene: SLA
Product: Src like adaptor
Exons: 8
Coding region: 171-1004 (277 amino acids)
Biological process (GO): regulation of MAPK cascade; signal transduction
Cellular component (GO): plasma membrane; cytoplasm; nucleoplasm
Molecular function (GO): epidermal growth factor receptor binding; phosphotyrosine residue binding
Source: RefSeq, a predicted model, not a curated record
CUUCACAACACACUCAUUCGACCGGCUGCUCCUCGAUUUGAUCAGCUAAACCUUGCUGGCAGCAUGAGAGCAGUAUUAUGACUACGGCUGUUAUGAGAGAUACUGCAACCUGGAAUAGCAUGCCUAGCAUUUAAAGUUCUGAAAGAGCUUUGACGGAAUUAGAGAGCGCAAUGGGAAAUACCAUGAAAACACCAAGAGCAUCUGAAGAAACAAAUGUGCCAAGCCAAAUGGGUCAGGAGAAUGAUUUCCUUGCUGUCCUCUAUGACUAUCCUUCAUCAGACAUAAGCCAACCUAUAUUUCAUGUAGGGGAAAAACUACGUGUGCUAUCAGAUGAAGGAGGCUGGUGGAGAGUCCAUUCCCUUACAACAGGUCGAGAAAACUAUAUUCCAGGAAAAUAUGUAGCAAAGGUUUACCACGGCUGGUUAUUUGAAGGGUUGGGAAGAGAAAAAGCAGAAGAACUUCUACUGCUACCCAACACCAAGGUCGGAUCGUUCAUGAUCAGAGAGAGUGAAACCAGGAAAGGGUUAUACUCCUUGUCUGUGCGGCACAGACAAGUAAAACAUUACAGGAUCUUCCGUCUUCCAAAUAACUGGUAUUACAUCUCUCCACGGCAAACCUUCCAGUGCCUUGAAGACCUUGUGAAUCACUACUCAGAAGUUGCUGAUGGUCUCUGCUGUGUCCUUACAACACCUUGUCUUACCCAGUGCUCUAACAACAGUGUAAUGAACCAAGUUCCUCCUGUGGUGAUGCGGAAUAAAAACUUCAACUGGAGAAAUCUUCACAGGCUGGAGGUGACUGAAGAUACUGAGAGCACCCUGGCAGCAAUGGAUGACUCUUGUCUUAGCUAUGGAUUGAGGGAAAGUAUCGCUUCCUACCUGUCCUUAACAGGGGAUGAUAACACUUCUUUUGCAAGUGCCAGAAAGAAGAAAGCCCAGUCCUUCAUAUACACAGGGUGCAAACGGAAGAGUACCCUUCACUUACCACCUACAUACUAUGAGGACUAAAUUUAAGACAACCAGGAGGAAAAAAAAGACAAAACUGAGGAGUUAGAAGAGAAACCCAGAGCAUUCUUUGGUCCUGCAGUCCUUCAAAGGCUGAGAGGUAGAAGCACACCAGCUGAUGACCAAAUACUGGCAAUGCUUCUGCACUUCCUCUUCUGAAUGUUAACCAGAGACCUUCUUAAGGAUGCUGUCUCAGCCACGGCAUACACUGGGAACAUCCCCAGUGCACCUGACAUUAGAACCUAAUCACAAGCAGGACAGACUGAGACAGACUCAGAGUCAAAAGCCAAGUGAGGCAGAUGACUCUUCAGCAUGUCCAGCAUUGUACAAAGGUGAUUGCAUACAGAAGGACUAACUAUAGCUCAAGAACUUAAAUUAAGUCUUACUAUGGUAUUCUCCACAACGCUGAAAACUAUCCUGACAGAACUACCUACAAUGAAAACAGGAAGCUUUUUCUGCUCCAUAAGGAGAAUGUAGCGGCCUGUGGUGUCACAAAAUGGUCAUAAAAUUAAGAACAGAUUUAACUCACUGGGAAAAGCAGUUCCUGUUUAACCCUGAGCUGGGAGUACAGGCAAAAGCCUACCUCAGCUGCUCAUAGUCUACCAGAUAUACAGGAAAGAGCAAAGAGAUUUUUAAUUGGAAACUAAAAUGUGGUAAUAUCAUGCCUAACUGCAAAGGUAGGCUUGUAAAGGUGUCACCUUUUAUGUAUAGAGGACCAGAUUUUAACCUUAUGUCCUGAAGGCACCCCAUAUUUAUGUACAAUAUUUAUAUUAAUAGCAGCUUUUUAAAUAAUUAAACUAAGAGAGCAAAUCAGCAACAGUGGAUUUUAAAGAGUAUUCUGAAUUUCUUGUCUGAAGAGAGUUCUGUCAAAGAGUAACGACACAUUUCAUCAAACUCCUUCAAGAUUUGUAACCAGGUUAUCUGGAAUUA